CAGCUGUGUGUGGGUGUUUUUGCAAGCAUCGAGGAAAUAUGUAAUGACUGACCGAGCAGGAAGUAAAGCGUGUGUAUUUCAUAACCUUUGGACUUUAAGUGACCACGGCUGGGUUAUACAACAUGUUUAUUUAGCGACCAAAAUACUCCACUAACCGUCAUCCUCCUCUUGACUUUGUCUUGGCGACCAAUCUUUGUUACCCACCACGCUCCGACGUCACGGUGUUUGCCUCUGUGUGUGUGUGUGUGUGUGUGUGUGUGUGUGGGACUGGACACACAUGAUAAGACAGCCCUGCCCGUCCAGCAAACUGUAACACACACACGUACGCACCAAGCCGAGCAACAUUAGGUCCGAGGAAAAUAACAUAGGAAGGAGCCAAGGAGCUGAAACCAGCGGUGAGUAACACGCACAAGGCUCUGACAUAACCUGCAGUAUAAUGACAGGAAAGUUAGAACAUGUGGCUGCCCAUGCUUGGAAUGACGGCCUUGCCACACCUGGGAGGUUUCUAUGGAGGCUACAUCACACGCAAAGAGGUGAAGAACUGGUACCCAACCCUGCAGAAACCAUCAUGGCGCCCACCGAAUGCAGCAUUCCCCGUAGUGUGGACAUGUCUGUAUACAGGCAUGGGGUAUGGCUCCUACUUGGUGUGGAAGGAGUUGGGAGGUUUCACUGAGGAUGCAGUGGUUCCACUGGGACUGUAUGGGCUACAGCUAGCUCUGAACUGGACCUGGACUCCGAUUUUCUUUGGUGCACACAAACUGAAAUGGGCUCUCAUUGAGAUAGUGCUUCUCACUGGGACCGUCGGAGCCACCAUGGCGUCUUGGUAUUCUAUCAGCCGCACUGCCACUCUGCUGAUGGCGCCCUACCUGUCCUGGCUGUGCCUCGCCACCGCUCUAAACUACUGCAUAUGGAGAGACAACCCCGAGAAAAAAGAAGAGUAGGAGACACUUCUGUGUGCUGCGUUUGCAUUUGCACGUUCAGCUGAUAUUUCUGAGGAUUGAUAUUAAAAUACCAGCUUGUCAAAGAUCAACCAGUAUCUGCAGAUAUGUUAACUAAUGUUGAAAAAUGAUUUAACUCCAUAAUGAGGUCAUUGAAAAGUAGUGUGCCCAGCAGACUUGUUUGUUUACGGUCAUCUGCAGAAUCUAAAAUGGCAGCUUUAUACACCUGAGCAGGUGUGUUACUCCGUCCGAUCGUGGUAAUGUGAAUGUUUAACUGUCAACCUGCCUCUUUGUCACAGUUUUGUACUAAGCUGUUUGAUCAAAGACAUUAAAUCUCAUUUAUUAACUUCAUGUCCCAUGUGUGCAUUAAUAAUAAUAAUGAGUGUUAUGUUGUACUGUUACUGCUUUAACUCAAUUAAACAGAUUUUUAUCCAAUUAAA
Larimichthys crocea (large yellow croaker) is the source of this 1378-nucleotide messenger RNA. RefSeq names its product translocator protein (gene tspo). Lineage: Eukaryota; Metazoa; Chordata; Actinopteri; Sciaenidae. The coding region runs from base 456 to 941 and encodes 161 amino acids. Gene Ontology annotation, cellular component: mitochondrial outer membrane. The record is from RefSeq and is a predicted model, not a curated record. The transcript is spliced from 4 exons.